Molecule: messenger RNA, 942 nt
Organism: Nelumbo nucifera (sacred lotus)
Lineage: Eukaryota; Viridiplantae; Streptophyta; Magnoliopsida; Proteales; Nelumbonaceae
Source: RefSeq, a predicted model, not a curated record
GCCCGAGCUUUUUGGCUAUUCGGAGUUCGGAUUUCUCGCCUCGUUAAUUUCUUUUCUUCUUUUCUCCAUUUCGUGUUCUGUUCAAACUUCCCUUUUUUUUGAAUCUUCUUCUUCGCAUUCACAUUUUUUUCCCGGUGAAGAAUCCAAAGUUACGUUUGAUUUCCUGACGAAAAGCCACAGAAGCCCAUCAAAAUCGCCGUUGUCGGUAUAGCUUGGUCGGUCUCAGCGAUAUACAAUCAUGAAUCCGGAAUAUGAUUACCUAUUCAAACUUUUGCUCAUCGGAGAUUCUGGUGUUGGCAAAUCAUGUCUCCUUCUGAGAUUUGCUGAUGAUUCAUAUCUUGAGAGUUACAUCAGCACCAUUGGAGUUGACUUUAAAAUACGUACUGUGGAGCAGGACGGGAAGACAAUUAAGCUUCAAAUUGUGAGUAUAGUUAAAAUUUUAGAUGCAUUAUCUAUUCUUGGUUGCUUAUAUGACAAUGGCUGUAAGCAGUGUAGCACAUACCAAAUAGUUGUGUUCCUUAUGGCCUGGUGGAUAGCUUCUGCUUGUCCCUCUGGAAUUCAUGGCAUGAUCAUGAUGGCAAGCCAACCGGCCAUGAACAAUGCCAGGCCUCCAGUGGUGCAGCUCCAAGGACAACCUGUUGCUCAGAAGACUGGAUGCUGCUCCUCUUAGAUUCAAGUAUUUAUUGGUACUGUGUUUCCUGCUCAAUGGUAUGUAAAAGUAGUUGUCUUUUCUUUCUACUUGAAUUCUAAACGACUGAUCACUCCCAACCCGCUUUAUCAUGAUUUGCUUUUCAUUUUGGUUGCUUCAGAUUGUUGCUAAGAUCCAUUCUUUUCAACUACUUGAUUCUAAGAAGGCAUGUACAAAUCAGAAAUAUUAGUUGCAGUUAUUUCUUUUCUGUGUUGCAUCUUUCUAUCAUCAUAUAUCAUCUUUUGGAAACCUUA